AACAAAAAUUUCAACAUCUUUUACAACUUAAAAAAAGGUUCAAAAGAAUUAAUUAAGAACCUAUCUCUAAAUUCUCAAUCCUCUAAAACAAAAACAUCAUAAUUAACGAAACUUAAUAAGUAUAAAUAUGUGACCGGAUCCGAAAUAUUGGAUCCACCGGAUCGGAGGGAAAAAAAAGCAAACCCGUGCGCCAUUAACAAAGAGGUCGAGCUUGCUUGACACCACACAAUGCAUUCUCCUCGUAAGUUAUUUCACGCGCGUUCAUCACUCGCCACGCGCCGAUCAACGGCUCUCGUCGUAUUAACUUCCCUAGCUAUCGGAAUCGCCGGUUUCACAUUUGGACUCGCCGUGAUUCUUUUACCCGGUCUCCGAUUAACCGGCCGUAAUUGCUUGACGAACACUCCUCCGAAGACGGUGAGAGUCGUUUGGGACGUCACCGGAAAUAGUAACAAUGGCGAUGUUGGUGGUGGUGGCGAAGGGAAGAGGCAUAAGGUUAUGGGAUUCGUUGGUAUUCAAACCGGAUUCGGAUCUGCUGGCCGGAGACGAUCACUUAGGAAGACUUGGAUGCCGUCAGAUCCCGAAGGACUUCGACGCUUGGAAGAAUCUACAGGAUUAGCAAUCAGGUUUAUGAUAGGGAAAACGAAAAACGAGGAGAAGAUGGCUGAGCUCAGAAGGGAAAUCGCAGAGUAUGAUGACUUUGUACUGCUAGAUAUCGAAGAGGAGUAUAGUAAGCUCCCUUACAAAACUUUGGCUUUCUUCAAAGCUGCGUACGCGCUUUAUGAUUCGGAGUUCUAUGUCAAAGCUGACGAUGAUAUAUACUUGAGGCCAGAUAGACUCUCUCUGCUAUUGGUUAAAGAGCGGAGUCACUCUCAGACGUACCUAGGAUGCUUGAAAAAGGGUCCGGUUUUCACAGAUCCUAAGCUUAAAUGGUAUGAACCAUUGUCUCAUCUGUUGGGAAAAGAGUACUUUCUUCAUGCUUAUGGCCCGAUCUAUGCUCUCUCUGCUGAUGUGGUAGCAAGUUUGGUUGCCCUCAAGAACAACAGUUUCAGGAUGUUUAACAACGAGGACGUAACAAUAGGUGCGUGGAUGCUGGCAAUGAAUGUCAACCACGAGAACCAUCACGUCCUUUGCGAACCAGAAUGCUCGCCUUCCUCUGUUGCUGUUUGGGACAUCCCUAAAUGCUCAGGUCUGUGUAACCCAGAGAAAAGGUUGUUGGAACUUCACAAGCAAGAAAGCUGCUCGAAAAGCCCGACUUUGCCAUCAGAUGAUGAAUGAUAUUAUUUGUCUUAUUACCUUGAAAUGUCCUUAUAAACAUCUUCUCAGUGGUGGAAGCUCUCUCACUUGCAGAUUAAUUUCUUCAGGCGAACCUGUGUUUCACAUAGAUUCAAGUUUAAGAGUUCCACUCAAACGAGGAGCUCAACAACAAAAGACAGGCCAGCGAGCAAAAAAAAAACUCAAAAGAUAUGCACAUGGAUUAAAAUUUAAAAUAA
Molecule: messenger RNA, 1490 nt
Organism: Camelina sativa (false flax)
Lineage: Eukaryota; Viridiplantae; Streptophyta; Magnoliopsida; Brassicales; Brassicaceae
Product: putative beta-1,3-galactosyltransferase 14
Cellular component (GO): Golgi membrane
Molecular function (GO): galactosyltransferase activity
Source: RefSeq, a predicted model, not a curated record